UGUUCAUAAUUAGUAAAAUUGGGUUUCUUGACCCAUAAACAAUGUUGUUCCCUCCUCUUCGUUCCCUCUUUUUUCUCACCCUCUUGCUCUCCUCCGUUUGUUUCUUGCAAAUCAAAGCAGACGACGACGAUGAAAGCGACUUGGGCAGUCAUAUCAAAGUAGACAAAAGUCUCAAGUUCGAGAACCCGAAGCUACGUCAAGCCUACAUUGCUCUCCAAUCAUGGAAACAAGCAAUCUUCUCUGAUCCUUUCAACUUCACAGCGAAUUGGAAUGGUUCUGAUGUUUGCUCCUACAAUGGAAUCUACUGUGCUCCUUCUCCUUCCUACCCGGAAACCCGAGUCGUUGCAGGCAUUGACCUCAACCACGCUGACAUGGCUGGUUACUUGGCUUCCGAGCUUGGUCUCCUCUCUGAUCUCGCUCUAUUCCACAUUAACUCAAACCGUUUCUGCGGUGAAGUCCCUCUCACGUUUAACCGCAUGAAGCUUCUUUACGAGCUUGAUCUUAGUAACAACCGAUUCGUCGGUAAGUUCCCUAAGGUUGUCCUCUCUUUGCCUUCCCUUAAGUUCUUGGAUCUCCGCUACAACGAGUUUGAAGGCAAGAUCCCAUCAAAGCUCUUCGAUAGAGAGCUCGAUGCUAUAUUCUUGAACCAUAACCGGUUCCGGUUCGGGAUUCCCAAGAACAUGGGGAAUUCCCCUGUUUCCGCUCUGGUUCUUGCGGACAAUAAUCUCGGAGGAUGCAUACCGGGAAGUAUCGGUCAAAUGGGGAAGACACUCAACGAGCUUAUCCUCUCCAAUGACAACUUAACCGGUUGUUUACCUCCUCAGAUCGGAAACCUCAAGAAAGUAACGGUUUUCGACAUCAGUUCAAACCGUCUACAAGGUCCAUUACCAUCUAGCAUCGGAAACAUGAAGAGCUUAGAAGAGCUUCACGUGGCUAACAAUGGCUUCACAGGAGUCAUUCCUUCAAGUAUCUGCCAGCUUUCUAACCUUGAGAACUUCACUUACUCUUCCAACUUCUUCUCCGGUCGUCCUCCUGUAUGCGCAGCUAGUUCGUUGGCCGAUGCUGUGGUGAACGGUACCAUGAACUGUCUCACCGGUUUGGCUCGUCAAAGAUCGGAUAAAGAGUGCUCAUCUCUGCUUGCUCGUCCUGUUGAUUGCAGUAAGUUUGGAUGUUACAACAUCUUCUCUCCACCACCACCGAUGUUCAAGAUGUCACCUGAGGUCCGGAAACUUCCUCCACCGAUUUACGUGUACUCAUCGCCGCCUCCACCACCAUCGUCAAAGAUGUCCCCUACCGUCAGAGCAUACUCUCCACCACCACCACCAUCGUCCAAGAUGUCACCUACGGUCAGAGCAUACUCUCCACCACCGCCUCCUUAUUCCAAGAUGUCACCUACCGUUAGAGCUUACCCUCCUCCACCGCCUUACGUAUACUCAUCUCCUCCACCGCCUUAUGUGUACUCAUCUCCUCCUCCACCGCCUUAUGUGUACACAUCUCCUCCCCCACCUCCUUACGUAUACUCAUCUCCUCCUCCACCAUCACCAUCUCCCCCACCUCCUUACGUAUACUCAUCUCCUCCUCCACCAUCACCAUCUCCUCCACCUCCUUACGUAUACUCAUCUCCUCCACCACCUUACGUGUACUCAUCUCCACCUCCACCUUACGUAUACUCAUCUCCGCCACCGCCUGUUGUAUACUACGCACCCGAGACACAAAGCCCGCCACCACCAUCACCGAAUCUCCCUUAUGGUGUCUUCAAACCGGAAUCGAACUCAACUCCUCGUCCUGCCGUCGCUAUCGGCGAUUUGGUUCUGGACCUCUCCGCUAUCUCCGAAGCUGGGCUUUUCGAUGGUCCGAUCCUGAAGGACGCCGAUUGCUUCCUUCAGCCUACUUUGAAUAAGUUCUUGGCUAUGGGACGGCCUGCGUGGAAGGAAGCGCGUUCUACGCUUCAAAGAAUCUUGUCAUCUAAUGAACCUACCUUGCGAGACAAUGAUGUUUUGAGGAAAAAGUCAUUCUAUGAGAUGAGUAAAGUGGAAAUGAUUGUUCCUAUGGUCAUUGGGGACUAUACAGACUUCUUUGCAUCUAUGCAUCACGCGAAGAACUGCGGGCUUAUGUUUCGUGGGCCUGAGAAUGCGAUAAACCCAAAUUGGUUUCGUCUUCCCAUUGCAUAUCAUGGACGGGCAUCAUCUAUUGUCAUCUCUGGGACCGACAUUAUUCGACCAAGAGGUCAGGGCCAUCCACAAGGAAACUCUGAACCAUAUUUUGGACCUUCGAAGAAACUUGAUUUUGAGCUUGAGAUGGCUGCUGUGGUUGGUCCAGGAAAUGAAUUGGGAAAGCCUAUUGACGUGAAAAAUGCAGCCGAUCAUAUAUUUGGUCUAGUACUGAUGAAUGACUGGAGUGCUAGGGAUAUUCAGGCGUGGGAGUAUGUACCUCUUGGUCCUUUCCUGGGGAAGAGUUUUGGGACUACGGUAUCCCCUUGGAUUGUUACCUUGGAUGCGCUUGAGCCUUUCGGUUGUCAAGCUCCCAAGCAGGAUCCACCUCCAUUGCCAUAUUUAGCUGAGAGAGAAUCUGUAAAUUACGAUAUCUCCUUAGAGGUCCAACUUAAACCUUAUGGCAAAGAUGAUUCUUGUGUAAUAACGAAGAGCAACUUCCAAAACUUAUAUUGGACCAUAACGCAGCAGCUAGCACACCAUACCGUUAACGGUUGCAAUUUGAGGCCUGGUGAUCUCCUUGGCACCGGAACCAUAAGCGGACCAGAGCCAGAUUCAUAUGGGUGCCUUCUUGAGUUGACUUGGAAUGGACAGAAACCUCUAUCACUCAACGGAACAACUCAAACGUUUCUCCAAGACGGAGACCAAGUCACCCUCUCAGGUGUAUGCAAGGGAGAUGGUUACAAUGUCGGGUUUGGAACAUGCACAGGGAAAAUUGUUCCUUCACCGCCUUGAUCAGCUCUAGCCGGUAACGUACCUUUAUCACAUUUACAAAUUUUUUCCCUAUAACCCUGAAUUGUUUUGACCAAAAAAAAUGAUAACUAAUUG
This is a messenger RNA of Arabidopsis arenosa, 3038 nucleotides long. The record is from the annotation of a GenBank genome assembly. NCBI's taxonomy places the organism in Eukaryota, Viridiplantae, Streptophyta, Magnoliopsida, Brassicales, Brassicaceae.